AUGUCCGCCAAUCCAAGUAAUUCCGGCAUCGUCGUGGAUGAGGGCAGCGGCGAGAGGCACAUUCCCGAAUCAGUUAGGCCAGACGGCACCACACGCAAGGCAAUUAAAAUCCGCCCCGGCUACCGACCUCCCGAGGAUGUUGAGGUCUACAAGAACCGUACCGCCGAGACCUUCCGUAGCCGUGGAAAGGGCCCUGUCCCUGGCUCUGAAGGUCUGAAAGAUGACGAUAAGGCGGCAGAAUCGCAUUCUUCUGCUUCCGCUGCCAAGAACGCCAAACGGCGCGAAGCACGCAAGAAAGCCAAGGCCUCCGGCGAGUCUCAGGGCACCGACCUAGAGACCAACAAGGAACAGCCCAAGGAGGCCACUGAGGACCUAGACCCGGAGGUAGAGAGGGAGAAGAAGGCCCGCAACCUCAAGAAGAAGUUGCGUCAGGCAAAGGAGCUCAAGGAAAAGAAAGAGACCGGCGGGUCUUUGUUGCCCGAGCAGAUCGCCAAGGUCAUCAAGAUCAAUGAGCUCAUCCGCGAGCUAGAUGCCCUGGGCUUUGAUGCCGACGGAGAACCGAAAGCUGCCGGGCCUGUGGCAGCCGAGACCGACGAUGCAGUCGAGGCA
This is a messenger RNA of Lasiosphaeria miniovina, 609 nucleotides long. RefSeq lists its product as uncharacterized. The transcript has a single exon. Gene Ontology annotation, biological process: exon-exon junction complex disassembly. The record is from RefSeq and is a predicted model, not a curated record. Gene Ontology annotation, cellular component: cytoplasm; exon-exon junction complex. The annotation marks the transcript as partial. Gene Ontology annotation, molecular function: RNA binding. NCBI's taxonomy places the organism in Eukaryota, Fungi, Ascomycota, Sordariomycetes, Sordariales, Lasiosphaeriaceae.